GGACCGCCGAGUUUUCGGAAUUUUGCAGCAUUCACGUCAUCGAAUGAAGGUUGCACGUCCAAUCCAAAUAUGUUGGAAACGCGUGGUUUUUGAAAGACUGAUCUAUGCAGCUGUCGGUGCGUUUCUCGCACUCGUGAUUGUGGAUGUGAACCGCGAAAAAGCGAAACCGGUUACUGAAGUCAUAGGGCCAGUCGCGACAGAGAAGAGGCCGAUCAGACUACUUUGCUGGAUAGCCACAAUGCCACCAAAUCACGAAAAGAAGGCAGUGCAUAUAAAAGCGACAUGGGCACCACGGUGUGAUCGGUAUAUGUUUAUGAGCAGCGUGAAUUCAACAGAUUUACCUUCCAUUGCUGCAGUGAACCAAGAGGGCCGUCAAUUUUUGUGGCAGAAAACCGCGUUUGCUCUGAACUACGUUUGGACGCACUUUGGUGAAGAUUUCGAUUUCUUCUACAAGGCUGAUGAUGACACGUACGCUCUGAUCGACAACAUGCGUUUGCUAUUGGCGGACCACGAUCCCAAUAUUCCUGUACUAAUAGGAAAAGUACACAAGUACGUCGUAAAACAAGGGUAUGCAGACGGAGGCGCUGGAUACGUCAUGUCACGAGCAGCUCUCCGACUCUUUGUUCAUGGAAUGAAAAAUACCAGUAUGUGUUAUGAUUCAAGACACAGCGAAUUUGAAGAUAUGAAAGUGGGUGCUUGUGCUGAAGCUCUUGGUAUACCAGCAAUUCAUUCCGUGGAUGAAAAGGGCUAUCUAAAAUUCUUCACAGUUUCUCCGUUUGGUUACCUACGAAGUCAAGGGAUUAAAGCUAGCCUGAGUUUUGUUAACCACAAGAAAGAUGCGCUGUGUUGCUCAGACAAACCGAUUUCCUUCCACUACAUCAAACCUGAAGAACUCUACUUUUUGGACUAUCUUUUAUACACCGUCCGGUCUCCCACAUAAUUUCAACGAAGAAAUCGACUCCUAGAAGUAGUUUUACACUGAGGUUGACAUGUUUUUGUCUUACUGUGCAAAUUGGGACCCUGAAUUUCCUAAAAGUCUCGGUUUUGAGUAAAUUCUCACUGACUCAUCCCCAUUGCGAUCGGUGAGAAACUCACACAACUAAUUGUGUGAUGGUGCUUUACUACUCAUCGGUUUUCGAUCGCUGCCCAAGCUUAUACGGCUAGAUAAUCAAAAUGCAUCGUUGCUUAACACGUAACCUCAUGCUCUUGGUGACAUGACAUUAACAUUUUACAUUCUCAUCUAUCUGUGCAGCGCUACAAACGGUCGUUUGUAGUAUGCUCCAUACAAACU
Messenger RNA from Opisthorchis viverrini, 1291 nucleotides. RefSeq lists its product as hypothetical. The coding region runs from base 44 to 940 and encodes 298 amino acids. Gene Ontology annotation, molecular function: N-acetylgalactosaminide beta-1,3-galactosyltransferase activity. The record is from RefSeq and is a predicted model, not a curated record. The transcript has 7 exons. Gene Ontology annotation, cellular component: membrane. NCBI's taxonomy places the organism in Eukaryota, Metazoa, Platyhelminthes, Trematoda, Opisthorchiida, Opisthorchiidae.